Daucus carota subsp. sativus is the source of this 1645-nucleotide messenger RNA. Its product is annotated as dolichyl-diphosphooligosaccharide--protein glycosyltransferase 48 kDa subunit. Gene Ontology annotation, cellular component: oligosaccharyltransferase complex; endoplasmic reticulum membrane. The transcript has 13 exons. The record is from RefSeq and is a predicted model, not a curated record. NCBI's taxonomy places the organism in Eukaryota, Viridiplantae, Streptophyta, Magnoliopsida, Apiales, Apiaceae. Bases 98 to 1405 code for a protein of 435 amino acids.
CUGUAGCAAAUAAACAGAAAAUACAAGUCGUCUUCAACCGUGGACUCACAACUCCAUUUAGUUUUGGAGCUUCUCAAACCCUAAUUGAGCGGCGAAAAUGGCGAAUCUCUCCGGUCACAUCUUGACAUUAUUACUUUUUCCGAUCCUCAUCGCCGCAUUCUCGCCGGAAAAUCCAACAGAUCGACGCAUUCUAGUCUUACUCGACGAUCUCUCUCUCAAGUCAUCUCACUCGAUCUUCUUCAAUUCGCUUCAGUCUCGUGGCUUUCUCCUCGAUUUCAAGCUCGCUGAUGAUCCGAGUUUGUCGCUCCAGCGAUAUGGACAGUAUUUGUAUGACGCGCUCGUUUUGUUUGCUCCGAGUACUGAGAGAUUUGGAGGAUCGUUGGAUUUGGCGGCCAUACUCGAUUUUGCUGAUUCAGGUCAUGAUGUGAUUGUUGCUGCUGAUGAGAAUGCUUCGGACUUGAUCCGGAACAUUGCUGCGGAAUGUGGUGUUGAUUUUGACGAGGACUCUUCAGCUGUGGUGAUUGAUCACAUCAGUUAUGCCGUUUCAGAAACCGAGGGAGACCACACAUUAAUCGCCUCUGAUGAUUUCAUAAAAUCUGAUGUUAUUUUGGGAAGCACACCUAUUGAGGCCCCUAUACUUUUCAAAGGUAUUGGACAUUCACUAAAUCCAGCAAAUACUUUGGUUUUGAAGGUUCUAUCAGGUUCUUCUUCGUCAUACUCUGCUAAUCCUAAGCUUAAGCUGUCCAGCCCUCCCGCCCUUACUGGAUCUGCUAUCUCAUUAGUUUCUAUUGUGCAGGCAAGAAACAAUGCAAGGAUUCUUAUUUCUGGCUCUUUAGAUCUGUUCAGUGAUAAACUGUUUAAAUCAAGUGUGCAAAAGGCUGGGAGUCCUACCAGAUAUGGAAAAUCUGGCAAUGAACAAUUUGUGACUGAACUUAGCAAAUGGGUCUUUCACGAAAGGGGCCACUUAAAGGCUGUGAAUGUUAGGCACAACAAAGUCGGUGAAUCAGAAGAACCUGCAAUGUACAGGAUCAAUGACGAGCUGGAAUACUUCGUAGAAAUUUAUGAGUGGUCUGGAACAAGUUGGGAACCAUAUGUUGCCAGCGAUGUUCAACUUCAGUUUUACAUGAUGAGCCCAUAUGUGCUAAAAACAAUGCUAACUGAUCAGAAGGGUUUUUACUCUGUUUCUAUGAAGGUGCCCGAUGUUUAUGGUGUUUUUCAGUUCAAGAUUGAGUACCAGAGGCUAGGAUACACUAGCUUAUCACUGUCAAAACAGAUUCCAGUUCGGCCCUUUAGACACAAUGAAUAUGAAAGAUUUAUAACUACAGCCUUUCCUUAUUAUGGAGCUUCUUUCUCUACGAUGGCAGGGUUCUUCAUCUUCAGCAUUGUAUACCUUUACAACAAGUAGAUGCUAAAUGGAUGUACUGGUGGCAUAUAUAUGGAUUCUGUUUGCGGAAAAUUGGAUCCUAAGCAAAAACGUAAUUCAGUGCAUGUGAUUGAGGUGGUUUAGACAAUAGAGAUAAAUUCUACAUCCCAACAUAAAUUUUGUAGUUUGGGCGUUUGUAACAACUAAUUUAUACUGAAGAAAAAGCUACUAUGUCGUGACAUUCAAGUUUGCCCAAUACAAUAGUGGUGGAAUUCAGUGAUC